AAAACCUAACACAAACCUGUCUGUUUGCAUGGACAUUGUGUUUGAUGAAUCUAUUACAACUGAAGAUCUGUGUUUGAAGAUCACUUUACUUAGAUGAGUGUGCGGAAUGUGUUUGCUUUCUCAACGCGCUGACGUUUCAGAUAGUCUGGGUCAAGUACUUAGGCUAUUUGUAUAUAUGGACUUCACAAAACAGAAAUGACAUGAGGGUCUCUGGAUCAACUUCACUGAACGCAGCUUGUGUUAAAGGUGGUUGCAAAUAACUUUUACCAGCUAACAUCAUUGCGACCUUACUUCAGAAUUAAACUGUUCAAGAUACAUGUUACAUAUCCAGUAUUGGUCAGUGGUGACUUUGAAUUUAACCUCUAGACAUUUGCCAAGUCGUUAAUAGUCACAACCACUAAAGCAAAUGUACUGUGCAAUUUUGUCUUGGACAUCUAACAACGCAUAUUAAUAGCCUUUUUAAAAAUCUGCAGCUGUGUUAUAGGUUAUUAAUGUUUACGAUCAACUUGGUGGAUUAAUAUGAGUGAAACAUAUACUGACAGUAACACUAUUAUUAUUAUUAUUAUUAUUAUUAUUAUCAGCAUUCCAGAUUUUCGUACAGGAACUUGCUUUGGCAAUGGGCUAAAGGACUUCGCAGUUCUAAAGAUUCUAAAAGAAUGGCCAACCUUUGGUGAUGUUUCAUUAACAGACCCUGAAAACCUGAAUAUAAUGAAACAAUAAUGUGGAAUGUUAAUUCACGAACCAGAAUCUGUUAUCGAGUAUAACCACAGCUAUAAAGGACAGGUAUUAGGUCUCCUCCCUUGUCAAUAUGUUUGUCAAAGAGCACGUUAUACAAUAUAUACCCUUCGAAUAUCCGUAGCACGAAUGGCAGUCUAGAACUACAAUGCAAUCGUUUCAGAAGUAAUUGUAUUAUUAGGAAACAUAGAAUAUUUUACAUAGCGUUUUGCAUCCUAUUGAUGACAUAAUGCCCCCUAAAACGAGAGUGUUUCUAAGAUUUUAUCUCGGGUGAUUAAGCAAUAGAUCUGAUAGAGAGAUGCCGUCGUUGGUGUCUCAGAAGGAGGGCCGGGAUGACCAGGCCGUCACGUUCAGACUGUGGGUAGACGGGCGGAUCGAGUCCAUUCCAACAUACCUGUUCGCUCUUGGACCACAGAGCAGUUCCCUCAGCGCUCCAGAGGAUUCGGCGAAACAUAAAAUACCGAAUCUGGAACCCACUCGUCAAGAAACGAUGCUCUACUUUCAAAACUCUAAAGCCGAAUCCAGAAAGAAGGCAUCUCAGCUUAACCAGAAUGAGACACGUGAUUUCCAUUUACCAGUUUCGAUAGCAAGCUAUCCAACCCACCCGCCUAAAACGGCUCCCUCGUGCUUCCCUCUCGACCUAACUAGCGGUGACGGCAUGAACGUUCAGAAGGGCGUGGCCAAGUCCUACGACAGCAGCAUACUGCGCGUGGUGGUGGCCAACAGAAACAUCCCCAAGACGAUGUCGCGUACACAGCUGGCUCCUAACGGACGGGACUUCGCCGAAAUCGCAAAUGAUCUGAACUGCAGACGUGUCAAGACAAGCGAACGCGUCAUGAAACCAUCCAAGUAUGGUUUCCACCCGAGAAGCUACUCGCCAACUUUCAAAUGUCUGGUCGAAGCGUCCGAAAAACUGAACAUCUUGGUCGGCGAAUCGUCUAAGUCCGCCCAUGACGUCAUAUCCGAUUUGACUAGUGUCGAGAGUUCGGCCCACGUACAAGAUGGUUCCGUUGACGAGCGGUGCGCCAUUACUAGUCAGUACGGGGCGUCAGAGUCAGACUACACAGAGAGUGUGUCCACCAUCUACUACAAUAGCUCCUUGGACAUUCCGGCAGCAGUCAAACAAAACGGAACCGCGGACUUACGGACGUACGACUCGACUUCCGAGAUUCACUUGUUUCUGCCUCACCUUCCAGACGAAUCGAAAAGGAAGUACAAGAAAGAGUUCGUGCCCAAAAGACAUGUCAAUGACGCCUGCACGACGAUGGACAACAGUACGUUUCCUGUUAUAAACGGAAGUGUUAAUAGCGGAAGUGCCAAUAACGGAAGUGUUAAUAGUGGUACUAUGGGUAUAUCUCACACAGCCCGUUGCGAGGUUCCGAGGCGGAAACGAACUCAGAACAGGCGAUCGCUAUCCCCGCCAAAACAGAGAGGGAAAGAAAAGUUAGUGAGAAUGAAAACGUUUGAUUUGCAUGAACCAUAUUUGAAAAGCGAGAUGCUGAAAGAAACUUUAGACGAUUUCCCAACUCUAGUCUCUCAGAGAAGUCCGGACUAGUUCGGCAUCAAUGUACAUGCAGUAUACUGAUGGAAAAAAAAGAAGGGAACACAUGGGAAUUGUAGACGAAAGUUACUUUACUACAAGUGAUGUUUGUAUUUCAUACAAAGUUGUAAUAUGGGGGUUGAAUGUCAGUGGUGUUGAAUUGACUGCCAGUAACACGGUCAACGCCUGACACAGUGGGCUGAGGAUUUUGGUUGCAGUCACUGUUUACCGUUACUGUUUGUGUGAUCCCUUAUUUGUUUCCAUCAGUAUAGAUCUAUUUAUAUUUGUUGUUUGUUAGUUGAAAUACACACAUACCAUACAUAA
Molecule: messenger RNA, 2599 nt
Organism: Gigantopelta aegis
Lineage: Eukaryota; Metazoa; Mollusca; Gastropoda; Neomphalida; Peltospiridae
Exons: 2
Coding region: 1034-2290 (418 amino acids)
Source: RefSeq, a predicted model, not a curated record